AUGUCCAAGGUUGUCCAGUCGGCUCAGAACUCCGCGGGUAUUCAGACUCUCCUCGAUGCCGAGAGAGAGGCACAGAAGAUUGUUCAGCAAUCGCGCGAAUACCGCACCAAGCGGAUAAGGGACGCCAAGGCCGAGGCUCAGAAGGAGAUUGAGGAGUACCGCAACCAGAAGGAAGAGGAAUACAAGAAGUUCGAGGCUGCGCACUCGAGCGGAUUCAAGAAGUCUGAGGAUGAGGCGAAUGUGGAGGCCGAGGCGAAGCUGAAGGAGAUUCAGGCUGCUGGCAAGAAGCAUGGUGACAAGGUUGUUUCGGACUUGACCAAGGCUACGACCGAUGUCAAGCCCGAAGUGCCCGAGAAGAUUGCGGCAUAG
Penicillium atrosanguineum is the source of this 369-nucleotide messenger RNA. RefSeq lists its product as uncharacterized. The coding region runs from base 1 to 369 and encodes 122 amino acids. The record is from RefSeq and is a predicted model, not a curated record. Gene Ontology annotation, biological process: proton transmembrane transport. Gene Ontology annotation, cellular component: vacuolar proton-transporting V-type ATPase complex. Lineage: Eukaryota; Fungi; Ascomycota; Eurotiomycetes; Eurotiales; Aspergillaceae. Gene Ontology annotation, molecular function: proton-transporting ATPase activity, rotational mechanism. The transcript has 5 exons.